Zophobas morio is the source of this 1600-nucleotide messenger RNA. Its product is annotated as equilibrative nucleoside transporter 3-like. The record is from RefSeq and is a predicted model, not a curated record. Bases 112 to 1431 code for a protein of 439 amino acids. Gene Ontology annotation, biological process: nucleoside transmembrane transport. The transcript has 7 exons. Gene Ontology annotation, molecular function: nucleoside transmembrane transporter activity. Lineage: Eukaryota; Metazoa; Arthropoda; Insecta; Coleoptera; Tenebrionidae. Gene Ontology annotation, cellular component: plasma membrane.
UGGGAUAAAGCACCAUAUCAGAGAUAACAUCAGUUGAGAUUCCUUCUGUAGUGAUUCAUUUCGUUACUUGUAAGUGUGUUACGCACAUAGACGCUAAGACACAAACAAAUAAUGACUCUGGAAGAAGAAGACAAUGGAGUUUCAGAACCGACCGACCAGAUGAUAGAGGACGAAAACUCUGGCAUAAUGGUGAAAGAUAAAUUUUACAUGACAUACAUACUCUUUUAUAGUUUGGGUACCGCGACACUAAUUCCUGCAAAUUUCUUCACAACAGCAACUGAUUACUGGAUGUACAAAUUUCGAGAUCUUAAUGGCGUAGAUUUGAACAUAAGUGAUACCAACAGCCUAAAUCGUACCAGAAUGCAAGCAGAAUUCGUUUCGGACUACUCCAUCGUGUCGAACGUGAGCAACUUGUUUUUUUUGGUAAUCACGAUCGCUUUCUUGAGGAAGUUAAGCAUGAUUAAACGAACAAUUGGGGCUCUGUGUGGUGCGAUAGUCAUGUUUGCUAUCACCUGUCUUUUCGUACAGGUGGACACGGAUACUUGGCAACUUACUUUCUUCAUCAUAACACUCAUAAUAGGAUUUCUUCUAACUGGAUUCUGUGCCGUUUUUAUGGUCACCCUCUUCGAAAUGAUUGCUCGAUUUCCAGCUCGAUAUUUGGCGGCAAUUCUUUCUGGUCAUUCGAUCUGUGGUAUUUUUGCCGCUUUGACACAAAUCUUCGCUCUUAGUAUCGGCGCGAGUUCGACGACUACUGGUUUAACUUAUUUUUCCAUUGGAAUGUUCUUUAUUUUUUUGACGCUAAUUGGGUUUCUUAUGACCCUUCAUAAGUCUCAAUUUUUUAAAUACAAUCUCACCAAGGAGAUCGAACAAACCGUGCAGCCGAAAAUAACGAAAGAAUUGUUUUUAACGGUUCUGAACAAGCUGAAGUACUAUCUGACAUCGAUGAUUAUUGUUUUGGGAUGCUCGAUUAUGAUACACCCAGGAGUCACUUCGUUGGUCGUGUCGAUUGAUAAAGGACACGGUAAUCAAUGGAAUGAUGUAUAUUUCGUACCAGUGACGACGUUCCUGUUGUACUAUAUUUUUGAUUAUGCGGGGCGAGAGUUCGCAGGAGCACUAAGAAAGCCAACCAAUGGGCUUAUAAUCUUCAUUGCAAGCAUCUGUCGAAUCGCAUUAGUUCCAAUGCUGAUGCUUUGCAAUGCUCAACCACGAACACAUUUACCAGUAGUUUUCGACCAAGAUUAUGCCUACGUUAUUUUUAUAAUAAUUUUUUCUUUUACAAAUGGAUAUUUAGUCAAUCUUUGCGUCAUACAUGUUCCUUCGGUGACUAAAGACGAGGAAAAGAAACUCUCUAUGGUGCUCAUCUUGGUGUUUAUGCUUGUAAGCUUAGGCGCUUGUUCUUUCUUAAGUGCUGCUAUGGUUAAAGCACUUUGAGACUUGUAAGACAAGAAUGUUACUUAAGUUAUUGUUGUAUUAUUAUUGUAUACAAUAAGAGGGGAAAGUUGUCCAUUGUUCUCUAAGAGAGUCGCUUUGUUAGAAUACUUAGUACCACCAAGCAGAUAAUUAAUAGUGCCUAACAAAAAAAAUAAAACACUAAUUUUAA